Xiphophorus couchianus (Monterrey platyfish) is the source of this 1018-nucleotide messenger RNA. RefSeq names its product T-cell surface antigen CD2-like. The record is from RefSeq and is a predicted model, not a curated record. The transcript has 6 exons. The coding region runs from base 109 to 963 and encodes 284 amino acids. NCBI's taxonomy places the organism in Eukaryota, Metazoa, Chordata, Actinopteri, Cyprinodontiformes, Poeciliidae.
CUUUUUCACUUCCCUGCAGAUCACAGAUAAAGGUUUCUGCUAAACCUCCCUGCAGUGAGUGAAAAACUAACCAACCUCUUCACAGACGACGAUCUUCUAUUGCAUACGAUGAUUUUCAUCUACAUGAUUAUGCCAUUUCUGGUCCCAGUGAUCUUGGCACCAGGGAUAUCAGAAUGCAACAUAACUCAAUGUGAUAAAGAAUGUCAGUGUUAUGUAGCACCUGGAGAACCUCUGAUAUUUUACCUUCCAAUUCAAACUGCAAAGAUUACGUUAAUGAAAACUAAUAAAGUACUUUUCAGAUGUGGAAACAACACAUGUAAGAAAACAACUUUCAAGUACAUUAAAUCCUGCAAAUUCGUCAUGAAUGGAGCAGUGAAGUGUGGUCACAUCAUAAUAAAUGAAUCUGGAGUUUAUCAGAUGGAUCUAUAUGGUAAUGAUGGUAAAAGCAUCAAGAAAAUCAACAUCAGUCUCCAGAUUACAGCUCCAGUUUCACAACCUGCCAUAUUUCAGAAAUGUUUGUCACCAGAGCAGAGGACAGUCAGCUGCUCAGCAGAGGGAGACGACACACAGUUCUCUUUUUCUCUGGAAAAUAAUCUGUUACUACACACUAAACCUGCUAGUGGAUAUAAUAGAAGUGUCACCAUCAGUUUAAAUGGUCAACUGGAAGGAAACCUGGAGUGUAAAGUUCAGAACAAAAUCAGCAGUAAACAGAUCAUUGUCCAUCUUUCACGUUGUGAAGAGUCAUAUUUUCUAGCUGUGAUCGUCUUAGCAAGUGCAACUGUUCUACUUCUUCUUUUGGUUUUGUUUCUUGGUAUCAAACUAUUGAAAGUAAAAAUAAGAAGAAGCUCCACAGCUAUCAGAGAAGGUGAUGCUGAGGAGGAAAUAGUUUACUCCGAUGCAGUGAUGUCAGCAACGCGUUACUUAUUAACGCAACAUCGGACCAUUUUUUUCAGUAACGAGUAAUCUGACGCUUUACUCUUUCAAAUCUAGUAAUCAGUAAAGUUACUUACCCAAAUCA